GCAUAGCGACGGUGUGCGCAGUGCGUUUGUAUAGCGGCGUACCUCUCAUAUAGAGACACUGCGUUUGUAUGAUAAAAUCAUCGCGGUUGAAUCAACCCUCGCUGCCCAGCCCGAGCAUGUGACCACGCGCCAUGGACGUGAGAGGCAUGGGGGAAAAUCUUCGCCCCACCUUCCACUUCUCUCCAUCACCGCACCGUUUCCUGUCUCCGACAUAUCACUUCACUCCUUCAGCCCUGGUCUCUUGAAGAAUGCGGUAGCACGAUGUCCAAACUCUACCUCCAGACUCACACAGUCUCCGAUGCGCAUCCCACCGAUAUCUUCUCUCUGGCGGUGACGCCCACCCAUCUGCUCUCUGCUUCCGGCUCGUCAAGCAUCAAGGUUCACGAUUCGAACAGCGAAGUCCCGGCACAGACACUGGAGAAGGCGCAUGCGCUAGGUUGCCAUCAUGUCUGUGCCAGCAAGGACGGCAAAGUCGCCGCCAGCGCCGGGUUUGGCGGCGAGGUCAAACUCUGGGUAAGCGACGGCGACGGGGAGGCCGCCUGGGUGGAGAAAGGGAGCAUCCUCGAGCCCGCCAAAGCCGGUGAGCAAUGGGCUCUGGCCCUGAACGAAAAUGGACAGUAUCUCGCUUGCACCACGCACGACGGCCGCAUCAAUGUCUACGACACCGCCACCAUCUCCGACUCCACCGCUUCCAAGAUUGCGCGAUUUGAAACGAAAGGUGUCUUCGCCCUCUGCGUCGACCUCUCCCCCGACAGCCCAUGCACAAUGACGGCCUCGGGCCAUCAAAACGGCACAAUCUUCAUCUUCAGCAACACCACGCAGCGACUUGUCCACGCCCUCACUGGUCUCAUCAAACCCGUCCGAAGCGUCAAAUUCUCCCCCGCCUGCAAGUACCUCGCUGCGGCCGGCGACGCGAGGAUAAUUGCUCUGUACGACACUCAGUCCGGAGAGCAAGUGGCGAACCUCACCGGCCAUGCGAGCUGGGUGAUGAGUCUGGAUUGGAACUGGAGCGGCGAGUAUCUGCUGAGUGGCUGCUACGACGGUAAGGCCAAAGUGUGGAGUCUGGAGCGCAGAGAGUGCGUCGCCACGCAGACCGAGAGCGACAAGUGUCUAUGGGCCGUGAAGUGGUUGCCGCUCGUGAAGGGGGCGAGGAGUGAGAUGUUUGUGACUGCGGGUGCGGGCAAGACGUUGAGCUUCUACCGCGAGGCUACUGGAAGCUAGACCCGUGAGGGCAAGAACAUCGCCGGCGCGCAGCGUAGCCCAUUGCGCGGCAAUGAUAUAGAUGACAUGAUGCGGAAUGACUG
This is a messenger RNA of Neohortaea acidophila, 1304 nucleotides long. Its product is annotated as WD40-repeat-containing domain protein. NCBI's taxonomy places the organism in Eukaryota, Fungi, Ascomycota, Dothideomycetes, Mycosphaerellales, Teratosphaeriaceae. The record is from RefSeq and is a predicted model, not a curated record. Gene Ontology annotation, molecular function: protein binding. The transcript has 2 exons. Bases 262 to 1221 code for a protein of 319 amino acids. Gene Ontology annotation, cellular component: Cdc73/Paf1 complex.